AUGGAUCGCCAAGGUCGCAUACCAUCCACCAUUGGAAAUCUAUCAAAUCUGCGUUACAUAUGGCUCAAGUCCAACAAGUUAAAUGGUCUAAUACCAUCCACCAUUGGAUAUCUAUCAAAUAUACAGAACUUAGAUCUCUCUUUCAACAAAUUAAAUGGUUUCAUACCAUUUACCGUUGGAAAUCUAUCAAAUCUGCGUUACUUAUGGCUUAAUUCCAACAAAUUAAAUGGUCCAAUACCAUCCACCAUUGGAAAUCUAUCAAAUAUGGAGUCCCUAGAUCUCUCUUUCAACGUAUUAAAUG
Molecule: messenger RNA, 301 nt
Organism: Salvia hispanica
Lineage: Eukaryota; Viridiplantae; Streptophyta; Magnoliopsida; Lamiales; Lamiaceae
Source: RefSeq, a predicted model, not a curated record